Molecule: messenger RNA, 2851 nt
Organism: Siniperca chuatsi (mandarin fish)
Lineage: Eukaryota; Metazoa; Chordata; Actinopteri; Centrarchiformes; Sinipercidae
Product: interleukin-6-like
Exons: 6
Coding region: 1643-2338 (231 amino acids)
Biological process (GO): neutrophil differentiation; myeloid cell development; immune response
Cellular component (GO): extracellular region
Molecular function (GO): cytokine activity; interleukin-6 receptor binding
Source: RefSeq, a predicted model, not a curated record
UUUCAGUCUGGACCAAAGUGGUGGACCGACCGACAGACCUACAUUGCCACCCCUAGAGCCUUGCUGUUAAAAAACCAAACAAAACAGUUUUUAUAUUAUUUUGUUUGCCAGAGGGACUGUGGAAAAUUAAAAGUCAUGAACAUUAUAUCUGACAAAAUAUCCAGUAACUGAGGCGCAGGUCUGUUAAGAAUAUCCAGCAUUUGAUAGAUUAGUUGGCUAGCUUUUAUCAUAAAUGUUACAGAUAGUGAAGAAUUUAUAUGGGGAGAAUAUCAGUGGGCUUAGUAUUUUGUGAAAUAUGUAACUUGAUGUAAACUGAUCUAAGAAAACAUAACAAAAGCAACAAGACGUUCUAUUAAAAAUAGUCUUUAAACCUGAGAUUUAUCAAGUGAUUUAACAGACUGAGGAGUAAAUUGACCAUGAUAUGUAAAAUGUGUAGUGCCCCUUUAACAGAAGUAAAAAUCUCAAGAAAAAUAAUUAUAACAGGAGUGCCCCAGUGGGUGGUGUCCCCACCACUUACUGGGGCACUCACCACCCACAGGUACUCCCCACUUUAAUAGACACUAAAGUGGAUGGUUAAAAGUAAAAACCCUCCAAUGAAUAUGGGUUAGUGUGCUAAUAAAUUUUACUUUAGAAGAACUCAAGGACACUUAAAUUGACUUUUAUUGAAAAUAAUUGCCUCAAGACUUUUUCUCAGCCUUCUCAUGUUACAGUGUAGAAAAUUAUAAAUUGGUAACAAUAUUGUAAUCUUUAAAACAUUUUGUAGUGGCAAGGUCAAGCACAAGCCAUGGGUACGAACUUGGAAAAAGUGUCUAAGAAACCAUAUUUGGCACACUAUCAGGCUGGAAAAAAUCCAGGUGAACUAUCCAAGCUGGUGACAGGUACCCUGACCAGAGAGUAUUGGUGAUGUCAUCAAAAGAUGGCACACAAAAGAUGAUCAUAUUCCUGACAUCAGUUAAUCCUUGUUAUCAUAUUCAAAUCAAUUAGAAUUAGAAUAUGAUCUUAGAGGCUAUGUGAUCAGGAUAUGACUGUUAAAAGCAUUACCUCAUUCCUUCAUUCCUUCAAGCGCCCUGAUUAGGUCAACUAUCAAACUCUUAUAUGGAAAAAACUGGUAUCAUGACUAAUAUUGGAACAGGAACAUGACACACAACAUCCCUGUGAGGAAACAGCAAGAGAAUCACUAAUUUCAUGCGCCAAUUGAACUUAAGUGUAGAAACAUAUUCCUUAGAUACAUUACCAGAAUAAUAAAAAUGCCUAUUUGAUGGCACAGUGUGACAGAUAUUGCUAAUUUCCGCCGAGGGGAAGAACAUCUUACAUUACAAGUUUUGCUAAUAUUGAGAAAGAAGGUCUCAAGGAAAUACAGAAAGUUGAUUGGGAUAGGCAACUAAGCCCUGUGUGUUAUUCAAAUUAAAAACCCACUGUGAAUUUGACUUCUCGUCACCGCAUAUUGCUUAUUUAUUUCAUCAUACUGAUUUUACCAUCACAGGCCAUUGGGAUGCUGUUAUACAAAUGCAUGAAAGGUAUUGGGAAAUCCCUCCUGAAGAAUAUAAAAUGACAGCCCAUCGCAGAGAAAAGGCUACUCCUUCUGGCCCUGACAGCCCUCAGCAUCAGCGGAAACUCAACAAGUGCUUCGCAGCUGCGCAACAUGCCCUAUAAACUCAACGCGUACCUGCUCUCUGCAGUGAUGCUGGCAGCUCUGCUGCAGUGCGCUCCCGGAGCUCCAGCUGAAUACGCGCCCACCGACAGCCCGGCAGGUGACUCCUCAGGUGAGGAGGAGGAGGAGGAGAGGCCCUCUGAACUACUGAGCGUCUCCAAGGAGUUGGAGUUGAUCCUUGGCGCAACCAAACGCCACAGGGAGGAGUUUGAAGAUGAAUUCCAAACUGAGGUGAAAUAUGACUUUCUGAGGCACUACACAGUCUCCUCACUUCCAGCAAGCUGCCCUUACUCCAACUUCAGCAAGGAGGCUUGUCUCCACAGGUUGGCCCAUGGGCUGCCUAUUUACAGAGUUCUUCUCAAGUAUGUGGAGAAGGAGUGCCCCAGCAGCCGGAUCCCCUCAGAGGCCAGAUUCUACGGAGGCCUCCUGAUCAGUCAGAUCAAAGAAAAGAUGAAGAACCCUGAACAGGUCACGGCACUCACCAGCAGCCAGGAGAAUAAGCUGCUGAAGGACCUCGACAACCCCGACACUUUCCACAGAAAGAUGACGGCACACAGCAUCCUGCGCCAGCUCCACUACUUCCUUGUCGACGGCAAAAGAGCUAUUAAAAAAAGGGAGUUCAGAGCAAGUAUGGCCAACAGGGGCAUGGCACCUGUUACUUUCUAUUACCAAAAGUUAAAAAUAUGAAGGUAUUAAAAAUCACUUAUUACGUAAUACCUCAGGGAAAUUGGAUGGUGUUAAAAGUACAUGUUCUGAGUACACCAACUGUACUGUUGGUAUAGUGGGUCUAUCAAUCUAUGACUGUGUAAAUCUUACAGACCUCAAGGCUUGAACCAACCACUAUUACACAACUUAUUUAACCUAUUUAUGCUUAGUGAAAAGUGAUAUUUAUUAGUCAUAGGAAAAUCCAUGAUUGUGGGUUUCUUGCACUAAAAAUGCAAUUUGUACUUGAUUUUAGAGUUGGUUAAUUUCUUGAUUGUUAUUACUUGAGCAGCAUUGUUAGGAAAAGCAAUAAUUGCAUCAUCUAUUUUUAUAAACAAUAAGUUUAUAUUUACAGUACUUUUAACUGUUAUUUAUUUACAACUAUUAUUAUUAAACUGAAUUUGCUGUUCAUUUAAUUACAAUGCAAUGAGCUGUGCUUUGAAGGCAAAACAACCAAUUCUGUAAAUAUGCAGAAAUAAAAAAAAAAAACUAUUUGCA